AUGGACGCGGACUCGGCAUUUGUCCGACUGAACAACCGUUUGGUGCGAUCCCUGCCAAUAAACGCUGUUCAAGACCCGGACACGAUUUCGCACACGCCUGUGUUCCAUGAUACUUGGAGCAGACAAGAGCUGAAUUUGACCAUGAUCCAAUGCCGCGGCUCGACCAAGUUCGGCGAGGACAUCCUGCAAAUCGAGCAAUUCAAUGUCGUUCCAGUUCGGUGGACCUCCGAAAAUCUCACCUUAUUCUUGGUGCUAACCAGCAGCUCUUUGAUUGUUUACGCCGAGCAAUCCCGAAAUUUUAAGGAUGCUUACAUUUCCAUUGCUGAAAUCAACGGAGAUUUUGAUGUUCGAGCCGCAGUUCCCGAUAAUGCGCUCAUCACGUUUGCUGCUAAAGUGAAUGAUCAAAGUACCGAAAUUUCCUUUUACAAUCAAGAUGUGUUCGCACUAGAUGAGCGCUUUGCAACCAGCCCAGUUUUACAAGCUUUUGAUGUUUUCCCGUCUGCAUUUGGCACAAAAUUAGUGUCGGUCGAGCGGAACUACCAACCAAAUAUCCGAAUUCCACUCGUGCAGGUGGUGCAUGUGAUGAGAGAUACUGAAGGGUACCGGAAAGCAGCAGAAAUCCAGAUCUAUUUACGGGAAUUGCCCGAUACCCACAACCUCAGACAUCUGGUGGAUGCUAAAGGAUUCAGCAUUACAAAUGAUGUUACUUACUUGGUGAUUGCUGUCGAUGGAACGAGCAUAUCGAUCCAUCAAUUGCUUGGAUCCUCUGGAGCUGAAGAGUUGCUCAACGUGCACGCAAAAGACAUUGUGAAAUUACUACCGGUACUCAAAAUUGGCUCAACUGUGUAUUUGGGAGCAUCAACAUCGAAAAACGAUAUCUUGGUUUUCUCGUCGAGGAACUUGGGCAAAUCCCGACCAGAUGAUAGCCAAGUUUGCCAAGUGGGUUAUGCUAGUGGUGAAUCGCUGCUGCAAUCCUUCAAUUCGGAGGCUUCUUCGGGAACAGUCAUUGCCCAGAGGGAAGCCAUCAGUUCUGCCCAGACACCUCUGGAAAAGUUUGCUGAGUUGGCUAAAUUGGGAGUGGCCCUUUGGCUCGAGAAGUCAGCGGAUCCGGGGGUUUUCAACAAGGUGCUCGACUUGUGCGAGAAAAAUGCGCCGGACAUCCCUGUGCGAGUUGUAACGGAAAUGAGCGCCCUGGCACCAGAGAAAUUGCAGAGAAUGCGGGACGUGGUGUCGCAUCUGCGCCAACUGUCGUCAUCUGGAUACAAGAUCACGGUAGUUCGCCCAUCCUUGCCUCGUCCGGAACACGUUGGCGACAGUGGCGAAAAGUGGAAGCUUGCUGAGGCACUUCUGCCUCAAGGCAUUGGUGCCGGACAAAUCCACUUCUUUAUCAGCAUACGGCAACUUGGAGCACCACGUCACAGAUUCACAGUGUAUUGGUGAACGAUGCUGUAGGUUUAUACGAACAUGCAUUCCGGCAAAUUUACGAUAGCACGGUUUUCCCCCCUUUAGAAUUGUAUAACUUGUUUUGUUUUUUUGUCAAAAUAUGGCCCUGUGAAUCUUUUUUUUAUCUAUUUCUGGGCUCAUCUGAGGAGGAAAUUGAAGCAUGUGCGAUGUUACUUCAUGUUACAUUCUUUACAGAUGACUGGAUCGGGAAAGUUUGCAUAACAUUUUAGAGUAAUUUCAGCUGAAAAGUGCUGCGCUGGUCAUGUUGAAUUGAAUUUUGUCUCGUUGCUUUGAAUUUUGUCAUGUGGAGUUCAUUCAAUUUUGUUAGCUUUGCCUUCGGUCAAAGUCAAAAUGGUCGAGUCACCUGAGUGGACUCAGGGUAAUAUAUUGUUUUGAUUCCUUUUGAAGUUGGUCCAAGACUCAAGAACACUUCAAGUACGUUGGAAGGAUCAAUUUAAUCUUACAGCCUGAAGAAUUGAUAAAUCUUUCUAUUUAGAGGAUUAACGCCUUGGGUAUUUAUCGUUAAUUGCAUGCAAUUCAGCUAGUUUUUGUUUGUUUCUUUUGGACCCAGAUCAAGAAAUUUUACCUAAUUCAAUUCGAGAAAUUGCAUUGUUUCAUGUUGGUGUUGGUUGCUUCUUUCCUUCUGAUUUUUUUUUUUUUUUUUUACAUUAGUUCGGUUGAAUACUCCGUUUAAUGUUAAGGAAUCACGCGCAGCCAUGCUGUGAUUGCUCAAAAUUGUAUACUGCAUAUGCUCUGAUGAAAACGUUACCUGUUCCUCUCAAGUUUGGGUUUGAUUCAAAUUGUUGAAAUAUCUCAUGAUUCUAUGACGCCUU
Molecule: messenger RNA, 2276 nt
Organism: Notodromas monacha
Lineage: Eukaryota; Metazoa; Arthropoda; Ostracoda; Podocopida; Cyprididae
Source: the annotation of a GenBank genome assembly